Molecule: messenger RNA, 6462 nt
Organism: Sinocyclocheilus grahami
Lineage: Eukaryota; Metazoa; Chordata; Actinopteri; Cypriniformes; Cyprinidae
Product: proteasome activator complex subunit 4B
Exons: 47
Coding region: 305-5836 (1843 amino acids)
Biological process (GO): proteasomal ubiquitin-independent protein catabolic process
Cellular component (GO): cytosol; nucleus; spermatoproteasome complex
Molecular function (GO): proteasome binding; peptidase activator activity
Source: RefSeq, a predicted model, not a curated record
UAUACGUGUAUGUGUAUGUGUAUGUGAGCGUGUGUCUGUCCGUGUGACUCGUAAUAUGUGUCAAGAGAGUGAGGGGAGACUUCUCUAUUUGUAGGUGACUGAAGCUAAUGUGUUUAUCACCAGAGGUCAGAAAGACAGAGAUCUGUCGAAGAAACAAGUUUUGAUCUGAAACCCGCUCCACAACACCGCCACAUAUGCGAAAGUAGCGGAUUUUGUGAAUAAAACAAAGCUUUGUCAAGCGAACUUCUGUGAAGAGGGGAAGGAAAUAAGCCGGACACGGAUAUUUCUUUUUGGAAAUCGUAAUAUGAAAAAGGAGCAGGCCGAGAUAUUAGGUUUUGUCCCUCAGAAAGAGAUCGUCUACAACAAACUUCUCCCGUACGGAGACAAACUAGACCGCGAAUCCAAUGACAUUUUGGCCCAGAUUAAAGGGAACUUAGGUCGAGCUGUCCAGCUCCGUGAGUUAUGGCCCGGGGUUUUACUUUGGACUCGGAAGCUCUCCACGUACCUUCGGCUGUACGGGAGAAAGUUCAGCAAGGAGGACCAUGUGCUCUUCAUCAAGCUUUUGUACGAGCUGGUCACCAUCCCCAAGCUGGACAUCAGUAUAAUGCAGAGCUUUGCACGACUCCUCAUCAACUUACUGAAGAAGAAAGAACUGCUGUCCCGGGAUGACUUGGAAUUGCCUUGGAGGCCUUUGUACGAUCUCUAUGAGAGUAUCCUGUACUCAAAAACUGAGCAUCUUGGUCUUAACUGGUUCCCAAAUUAUCGAGCAGAAGCCUCAACUAAACAAAAAAUGCUUAGUAUUGUGCGCAAGCGCUCAGUGGAGAAUGUGUUGAAGACACUAGUCAAGAGCUGCAGACUUUAUUUCCCUGAGUCAGCCACACAGGAGAUGCUUGAUGAGUGGCGGCCAUUACUGUGCCCGUUUGAUGUCACUAUGCAGAAGGCCAUUGGUUACUUUGAGCUCUUCUUGCCCACCAUCAUGCCCCCAGAACAGCAUCACAAAGGCUUCAAGUUAUGGUUUGAUGAAAUGAUGGAUCUCUGGGUUUCAGUGCAAAACCUGCCUGCUUGGGAGGGUAAUUUAGUGAAUAUUUUUGCACGUCUGGCUAAUGACAACAUUGGCUAUGUGAACUGGGAUCCAUACAUUCCCAAGAUCUUCACCAGGAUUCUGCGUAGCUUCAAUCUUCCUGUUGGCACCAGCCAAAUGGUAAUUCCCAGAUACUUAACCAACUCCUACGAAAUCGGUCACGUGGUCCUCUGGAUUUCCUCCAUGCUUGGUGGCCCACAGAACCAGGUCCAGACACAGCUUAAUGGGCUCUUCAGUAGUAUAGCAUCUUUCUACCACCCUUCAAACAAUGGGCGCUGGCUGAUGAAGCUGAUGAAGCUUCUACAGCGUCUGCCUGCCAGUGUGGUUCGGCGGCUACAUCGGGAGCGCUAUAAGAAACCCUGCUGGAUCACCCCUGUUCCCGCCAGUCACAGACUCUCAGACCAGGAUGUGACCGACUUUGUGGAGAGCAUGAAGCAGCCAGUACUGAUGGCCAUGUUCAGCAAGACAGGCAGCAUGGAUGCAGCUCAGGCCUUGCAGAAUCUGGCCCUGAUGAGACCAGAGCUGGUCAUCCCACCUGUGCUGGAGAAGACGUAUCCUGCUAUGGAGACUCUGACGGAGCCGCACCAGCUUACUGCCACUCUCAGCUGUAUGAUUGGCAUGGCCCGCAGUCUUCUCAGCAGGGGCCGACAUUAUCCCGAAGGUCCCGCGCAUGUCCUGCCCCUGCUAAUGAGAGCACUGCCUGGUGUUGAUCCUAAUGACUUCAGCAAAUGCAUGAUCACGUUCCAGUUCAUUGCUACUUUUACUACUUUAGUGCCUUUGGUGGACUGUUCAUCAGCCCUCCAUGAGAAAAAUGACUUGACUGAGAUGGAGAGAGAGCUGUGUUCGGCUUCUGCUGAGUUUGAAGACUUUGUUCUGCAGUUUAUGGACAGGUGUUUUGCAUUGAUUGACAGCAGCACUCUGGAGCAGACGCGCGAGGAGACGGAGACAGAGAAAAUGACUCAUUUAGAGAGUCUGGUGGAGCUGGGCCUUUCAUCCACCUUCAGCACCAUUCUGACACAGUGCUCCAUGGAGAUAUUCAAGGUUGCUCUCGAGAAAGUCUUCAACUUUGCCACCACCAACAUCUUUGAGACUCGUGUCGCAGGCAGGAUGGUGGCAGACAUGUGCAGAGCAGCUUCUAAGUGUCACCCGGCUGAGUCUCUCAGGCUGUUUGUACCACACUGCUGUAAUGCCAUUACUCAUCUAACUGCCAAUGAAGAUGUUUCAAAUGAGGAAGAACUGGACAAAGAACUGAUCUGGAAUCUUCAGCUGCUGUCUGAGGUGACUCGUGUUGAUGGAGAAAAGCUCCUCCCGUACCGCACUCAGCUGGUGCAGACUCUGCAACUGACCCUGCGUUUGCGCUGUAAGCAGGGCUACACUCUGGCCUGCAACCUGCUGCACCAUAUCCUGCGUUCCACAGCACUCACUUACCCCACAGACUACUGCAGUGUGCCCGGUGGCUUCAACAGACCCCUGCAAGAGUACUUGCCCAUUAAGGACUGGGGUCGUCCGGGGGACCUUUGGAACCUGGAGAUCCAGUGGCACGUGCCCAGCGCAGAGGAAACGGCGUUUGUUUUCUAUGUUCUGGAUCUGCUGCUGCAGCCAGAGCUCCAGCGUCUGCAGAAAUACGCACAGGGAGAGCAGGAAAUGAGCAGAGAUGAUGUUCUUCAGAGCCUGUGUAUAGUCCAGCACUGUCUGCUGGGUGCUGGCAGCAUGUUCCCCCCUCUUGAUGGACCCACAAUCACUGGCCUUGUACCCAGCAUGGUUAGUUUGGAGGAAACAAAGCUGUACAUUGGUGUCGACUAUGAUGAGUCCAGAGAGAACUACCGUGAGGCCAUCUGUAAAGUGAUGAGACAGUUGCUUCAUUACAUUCUGGAACGCUCAGAGGAUGACACCAAAUCCCUUUUCGCCAUUAUCAAGAUCAUCAGUGACUUGAUGCACUUCAGAGGUUCCCACAAACAUGAGUUUGACUCUCGUUGGAAGAGUUUCACCUUGGUGAAGAAGUCGAUGGAGAACAGGCUUCAUGGGAAGAAACAGCACAUCAGAGCUCUUCUGAUUGACAGAGUUCUUCUUCAGCAUGAGAUGCGAAAGUUGCUGGUCGAGGGCUGUGAAUAUAAGACUGUUCAUCAGAACCUGUUGAGGGACCUUUUGCGUCUUUCCACCAGCACCUACAGCCAGGUCCGCAGCAAGGCCCAAAAUGUGUUGUUCACAGCAUUGGGGACCUAUAACUUCUGCUGCCGAGACAUUACUCCACGUGUCCUGGAGCUACUAGAGCCUACACGAACUGACGUCACCCAGCAACAGUUCAAGGGUGCGCUCUACUGCUUGCUUGGGAACCAUUGUGGAGUGUGCCUUGCUAACCUACAUGACUGGGAUUGCAUCGCUCAGACAUGGCCGGCCAUAGUGCGCUCAGGCCUCAGCUCAGCUAUGUCUCUAGAGAAGCCCUCCAUUGUCAGACUGUUCGAUGACCUCGCAGACAAAGUCCACCGGCAGUACGAGACCAUCGGCAUCGAUUUCACAGUACCUGAGAGUGCAGUUUUGCUGGGCCAGCGCAUCACCGAUUCAAGCCAGCCCUCUCCACACAUUGGCACUCCCACAGAACAGGAGCUGGAGCAGGGGCUGGCGCUUCAACAAGACAAAAACCAGGAUGCAGUGCAGAAAUAUGAAAAGAUUGUCAGAGACCUGUUGGAAUGCCUAGAUGACAGGGACCUGCCUUGGAAGUUUGAGCACAUUGCUAUUGGCUUCCUGUCUCUACUGCUAAGAGAUGACUAUCCCCUCCCGGCCCCAGCAGUGCUCUUCUUUGUACAGAGCCUCAACCAUGAUGCACUUGUUGUUCGCAAGAUGGCGAUCGCCGCUAUAGCAGGCAUACUGAAACAGCUGAAGAGAGAGCGCAAGAAAAUACCUGUUAGUCCCUGUGAUAUAAGUGGGGUAACCGAGCCAGAGGGGCUGGUGGCAGGAGACAGGCCGGGGAAUGACUGGCUGCAGUACCACGGUGACAGCCUGCCGAGCACCCAGCAGGACUGGGACCAUUUCUGCUUUAUAGAGAAGACACACUGGGGCUACUACUGCUGGCCAAAGAAGUUGAUGGUAUAUGCCCCAGCAGCAGAGCAGCCCAAGGAUCUUUCCGCUGAGAACAUGAAUGAGAGGGAGCGCAUCAUCUGUGACCAUUUCACAGACCCCAUGUUCAUCAAACAGCUUAUUGAGUUCCUGUCUCUUGAGGACCGAAAGGGCAAAGACAAGUUCAAUCCUCGUCGCUUCUGUCUUUUCAAGGGACUCUUCCGGAACUACAGUGAUGCCUUCCUGCCUGUUCUAAAGCCUCAUAUGGAGCGGCUGGCAAAUGACUCUCACGAGAGCACCCAGCGCUGUGUGGCUGAGAUCAUUGCAGGACUGGUUAGAGGCAGCAAGCACUGGAGCUUCAGCAAGGUGGAGGCAUUAUGGAAAUUCCUGAUUCCUUUGAUGCGCACAGCACUGUCCAAUAUUACUAUCGAGACCUAUGCUGACUGGGGUACCUGUGUGGCAACUGCCUGUGAGAGCCGAGAUCCACGAAAGCUCCACUGGCUUCUCGAGAUGCUGAUGGAGUGUCCUCUCAGUGGGGAAGGUGGAUCGUUUGUAGAUGCCUGCCACCUGUACGUGCUGCAGGGUGGUCUGGCACAGCAGGAAUGGAGGGUCCCAGAGCUGCUACACAGAUUGCUGAGUUAUCUGGAGCCCAAACUCACUCAGGUUUAUAAGAAUGUAAGAGAGCGCAUCGGCAGUGUGCUGACGUACAUUUUCAUGAUUGAUGUUAACCUGCCAUACACUCUGCCUACUAAGUCACCACACAUUGCUGAGUUUACUGAAAGGAUCUUGUCUCAGCUGAAGCCCCUGAUUGAGGGUGACGAGGAGAUCCAGAACCACGUGGUGGAGGAGAACGGAGUGGGGGUGCAGGAUGAGAGAACCCAGGCCAUCAAACUCCUCAAAACUGUUCUGAAGUGGCUGAUGGCCAGUGCGGGGCGCUCCUUCUCUACUCCAGUACCUCAGCAGCUACAGCUGCUGCCCCUGCUCUUUAAGAUCGCUCCCGUAGAAAAUGAUGACAGCUAUGAUGAGCUGAAGAGGGACGCAAAGACUUGCCUGUCCCUCAUGUCUCAAGGUCUCCUCUAUCCUGAGCAGAUCCCUAUGGUACUGAAGGUGCUACAUGAGAUUGCUGGCAGCAGCUCUUGGCAUGCACGAUUCUCAGUGCUAACAUACCUCCAGACAAUGGUGUUCUAUAAUCUGUUCACCAUACUGAGCAAUGAGCAGGCUGUUCAGGAUGUGAGAGCACUGGUCAUCAGGCUACUGGAGGAUGAGCAGCUGGAGGUGAGAGAGAUGGCUGCCACCACUCUCAGCGGCUUCCUGCAGUGUAACUUCUUGGCAAUGGAUGCCUCCAUGCAGACCCACUUUGAGGCUCUAUGCAAAACCAAAUUACCCAAAAAGAGGAAGAGAGGCUCUGUGGUGGACACUAUUCCUUCAGUCGAUCUGGUACGGCGUCAUGCCGGAGUGCUGGGACUCAGUGCUUGCAUCUUAUCCAGCCCAUAUGAUGUCCCAACCUGGAUGCCCCAGCUCCUCAUGGACCUCAGCGCACACCUCAACGACACGCAGCCUAUUGAGAUGACCGUGAAAAAGACUCUGUCUAAUUUCCGCCGUACUCAUCACGACAACUGGCUGGAGCACAAGCAGCAGUUCACAGACGACCAGCUCGUGGUGCUCACAGACCUUCUCGUGUCACCCUGCUACUAUGCAUAGACUGAUUGUGACAAUGUUGCUGCAGGUUUUAGUUUAGUUUAGUUGUUUUUAUUUUAUAUUCAAAUAAAAUAUCUUAUGCAUUCAUGAGGGUGAGAUGGGAGGACACAGAUGCUCAGGAUCUCCGCAUCUACAGCAGAACCUCUCGAACCCAGACCCAGGAGCCCACUAAACCACGAGCACACACACGAUGAGAGGAGGGCAGGAGGCACGUAUAGGCACAAAGGAGACACAAGAUGAGUGAUUUAACGACCUAGACAUAUACUCUGUACGUACUGUUUGUAUGUAUAUAUCUAGCCCAUGUUUUUGCAUUUCAACUAUACUUAAUAUUUAAGGUUUACCAGUGCAGGAAUGUACGGCCUGCAGUCUGUAAUAUUAUUGUACAGAUAGAUUUUUUUCCUCUAUAAUUCUGUGUGUUGACAUGAAGUGUGUGACGAAAGACAGAAUGCCUAUGGAUCGCCCCAUAAAUCCAACUCCAAAGCCCCCAUGAUGCUCUCUGGAGAGGUUCUCAGUGAUCUGAGCAUGUGAAGGUAGUCCAAUGACUGAAUCAGUUACGUUUAGAAUUUGAAACCUUAAGAUUUAAGAUUUUUCAUCUUUUUAGCAUUUUGUUUUCAGUAAACAUUUUACAG